AUGGCCGGCGUUUUGCUCGGCGACGGAGGCAGAGGAAGCAUUGCUGGUGGCUACCUGUGGGAUGUGCUGGAACAGACUGACCAGACAGACCCUGGCGCUGGCCCUGGCCCUGGAAGGGAGUUACUCGACAUCCUUGGAGGAGCGACAGAGCUGCUGGUGUUGUAUGGAUUGACUCCUUGCGUGGUUACAGAGCCAGCUAGUUACCAGGAUGAGAUGAUAGUUGACGACGGCACUCACCUGGCUAACUUGCAGGCAUUCUUAUUACUACUGACUAGUUAG
Trichophyton benhamiae CBS 112371 is the source of this 279-nucleotide messenger RNA. RefSeq lists its product as uncharacterized. NCBI's taxonomy places the organism in Eukaryota, Fungi, Ascomycota, Eurotiomycetes, Onygenales, Arthrodermataceae. The coding region runs from base 1 to 279 and encodes 92 amino acids. The record is from RefSeq and is a predicted model, not a curated record. The transcript is spliced from 2 exons.